AUGAACACUAACAAAGAUCUGAUAGAUCAAGAUGAUGACGAUAUUAAUCCGUUCGAGGAUGAUUCCUUUGUCCCUAAGGUUGUACCAGGUAUGAAACCAUUUGACCCAGAGCAGCUUGAAACCCCGCACAACGAUGAGUUCAACGGCUUGCAGCCUGAUCAUUCUAAUAAGCCUAUACCGGGCUCCACUACGGUCUUCUCAAGACUUUCCCCUUACUUCCAAACAGACGAAACUAUGCUCAAACAAAAGAUCGUUACUGCCUUGAAAUUGGGCGAAUUAAGAACCUUACGCGAUCAAGAAUCAGACUCUAAUAUUCAAUUGGAUUUAUACAGUACAGUAUGGGUUACAGCCACUGUUAUUAUGGUAUUAUUUUUAUCAUACUCGGGUAAGAGUGUUUUUAAGUCAUUGAUUAAGAAUAGCUAUGCGCAUGUUACGGAUUUCCAAGCCAUGAUCAACUGUUUCUUAUUAUUUUACUUCUAUGUCCUUGGUGUUCCCAUGCUAGCGUAUGUUGUAUGCCAGUUUUUCUUCAAAGAAACCUUCGAUGUUAUUACCGCUCUGGAUACCUACGGUAUCAGCAAUGUUGUAUGGGUCCCAAUCGGUUUGAUUAGUGUUCUUUCAGGCUUAGGUGGGUCGCUAGAAAACGUCAUAGAGUGGGUAUUGGUGCUAAUAGGAGGAGCUUACAGUGGAGCAAUUAUAUAUAUACAGUUGAGUAACGUUGUGCUUGACUUGCAAAAUGGCAAGACGUUGUUAUACGGUAUGAUUGGCUUGCAUGUCUUUUUCACCAUAAUGGUUAAAGUGAUUAUUCUUUAA
This is a messenger RNA of Kluyveromyces marxianus DMKU3-1042, 810 nucleotides long. RefSeq names its product Yip5p (gene YIP5). The transcript has a single exon. Gene Ontology annotation, biological process: vesicle-mediated transport. Gene Ontology annotation, cellular component: Golgi apparatus. Gene Ontology annotation, molecular function: small GTPase binding. The record is from RefSeq and is a predicted model, not a curated record. Bases 1 to 810 code for a protein of 269 amino acids. NCBI's taxonomy places the organism in Eukaryota, Fungi, Ascomycota, Saccharomycetes, Saccharomycetales, Saccharomycetaceae.